AUGAACAUAAAAUAUAAUGCACCAGUCACGUUGUUACUCGGUGCCGGGAAUUCAUCGAGUAACAGUUUUUGUUCCGGCAAGCCGGAUCAUCGGUCGGAAAGCCAGAUAAUGUCGGCUCCCCAAGACCAACAAAUCGAAUUGGAGAUAACGCAAAACGAGAAGAGUCGCACAAUAUUGGCUCCGGGAGACAACUACUCUCGGCCACAAGGCUUUCCAAAAGAUGACGCAUCGAGAUUCGGGCCUUUAGUGCGGGCUACUUGUCCGAAUUCGGUGGACGAAGCCUUGGAAGUCGCUAAAGCGGUAUCAACGUCUUCUUCCAAGCCUUAUGGGCGUUAUUAG
This is a messenger RNA of Ambispora leptoticha, 339 nucleotides long. NCBI's taxonomy places the organism in Eukaryota, Fungi, Glomeromycota, Glomeromycetes, Archaeosporales, Ambisporaceae. The record is from the annotation of a GenBank genome assembly.